Molecule: messenger RNA, 2420 nt
Organism: Tigriopus californicus
Lineage: Eukaryota; Metazoa; Arthropoda; Copepoda; Harpacticoida; Harpacticidae
Gene: drn
Exons: 5
Coding region: 832-1512 (226 amino acids)
Molecular function (GO): DNA binding; zinc ion binding
Source: RefSeq, a predicted model, not a curated record
GUACUGUGAUUAUUUUGAUAUUUCCUACGAAACAUAAAAUGGAAACACUAGGGUGGAAUCUUGUGCAGUCUGAUCUUCAUUUCAAGUCUCCAAGGUCGAAACGGGGUUCACAGGGUUCUUCUACCUCUUGUUCGUCUUACUUCGAAUCUGGAAUAACCCCAUUGUCCCACAGUGGAAUCUGGAUCCAGGAAAACACUCGCUUUCUGCUCCAACACCGUGUCCGUGUUGGCGAAUCAAAACGAGCAGUCCUUAGUGUCUUUCCUGCCUCCCAAUUCUGAGUUCCACCAGAAGCAGUAGAAGUAAGCUGUAAGGCUAAGAACAAGCUACAUACAAGCCAGAAGCUCUGCCUGGACCCGCUCUCUCGUCACCCGGAUCUGUCGACAACGUCCACGACGACUACGACGACCCGGACCGCUCAGCAGCUCGGAAAUCGUCUCAGCUGAGAGAACUUUUUCAAGGCUAACGUUCCAAAAACUGGGUGACCCGUCACGGGAGAGGUUUGCCUGGAAGAUAGUAGAGAAGAAGCCAGCCCCGCCGAAGCCUUAGACAAAGGAGACCGAGAAGUUGGACUGGGGGCUGACGAACCUCGUCAGCCAGUUCCUUUUUAUCUCCUUGUGAAGCAGUUGGGUGCGAAGUUGUGCUAGCAUUGGUUGGUUCAACUGAAGCUGGAUAAGAUCACUGUUCUGACGAACCAGAAAUUACUCAGUGGUCCCAUCAAAAGUGCUAAGAGUGUUGGGAGAACCUCAUUUUCGUCGAUAUCGACCCCAUCCCUUGUUUAAGUGAGGCUUUAGGAUCCUUAGAAUCCAGACGGUCGCCAACCUCUCAGUCAUCAUGGACCAGGAAUCGAAUCAGAUGGAACAGCAGUCUGUGCAAUGUCGCAACGGAUGCGGCUUCUACGGAAAUGCGGGCAGUGAAGGUUAUUGCUCUGUGUGCUACAAAGAGGUGAUUAAGAAGAAGCAGCAACCACCAACGAAUAUGCCUUCAUCAUUGGCACCCACACAUGGCACGAUGGCCUCUCUUUCCAUUGACGAAGCCUGUUCCAUAAGCCCAACCGCCUCUAGUCCAUUGAAAUCCACUUCCCUCAACACGGCUUCCCCCACAGUUCUGAUACCGCCCUCUCAAAUGGAAAAGAUCAAGAUCCACUUGUUUAACAAUGAUCAAUCCUUCUUACAGAGGGAGUCAGAGACCGACAUGAGCGGCUCUUCAGCCUUGUUGGGCGGUUCCCCUCUCCCCUCUGAUAUCAACGCUGUCGCGGCUUCACCCAGCUCCUCCUCCCCUUCAGAAGACGCCGAUAGUGGGGCCAAGGAUGGUAAAAAGAAGAAGAAUCGUUGUGGAUGUUGUAAAAAGAAAGUGGGUCUAACAGGAUUCACUUGUCGUUGUGGAGGACUGUUCUGCUCAAUACACCGAUACAGUGAUAAGCACGAUUGUCCUUUCGACUACAAGGAGCUGGGUGCUGAGGAAAUCAGAAAGAGCAAUCCUAUGGUGGUAGCCAAGAAGAUCCAAAAGAUCUAGGGACAAUUUUAGAAUACUAAACACAAAACCUACGAGCAAUGUUGUGUGGCAAGAAGAAAAAAAACAAGAAAAUAGUAGAAGAAUCGUCAGUGACCGGAUAUCUCGAACACGAAUGGAUGCCCAACAAAGUAACCGUUAGAGAAGAAAAUCUUCAACAACAAUGACCCCAACCAUCCCUCGGCAGCACCUUUGUUUUUUCAUAAUGAUGAAAAUUUGUCAUUUUUUUGCGACUGCUUUCACCAUGUGUGUUUGACAAACUUUCAGAAAUAGAAAAAGACUCGCGUUGUGGCUCUAUUAACUCUCAACAUUCACGUUGUUGCCCGUUAAUUUGGAUGGCGGAUCAAAUUCCCAUCGAAAGACCUGCCAGCUCGCUGAUCCAUGGCCAAGGAAAACGGGUCGUCGAGAAAUCUAGGUCUGUCUUCAAAAUCAAUGCCAACAUAACUGUCUCAACAUCCGCAAUCCCCCGCAACAAUUACGAAAACGAUCCCUUGAACGGAGGGUUCCCCAAUUGAGAGACUUUGUGAUCAGUGUUUAUCCCCGCGGGUUCAGAUAUCGUUCGUUGCCGUGUCGCCGCCAGUUUCCUCCGCUUCCAAACCAUCUCGUUUGUCUGCUGCAAUCAAAGUUCAUUCUCAUUCGUAACCCUGAAAUCAACCAUACCGUCCUUCCGUCAAUGACUAUCUGGAGCAAUCCUGCCUUAUCCGAAGGAGUUGGAGUUCAGCUGCUUGGAAACGUGUUCCAUAUCUUGUGCGUGUGUGUAUAGAUCGAAGAGGCAACGGAAAUGGACAACCAUCGGUCUGGAGAACGAACUGGAAGUCGAACGGCACGAUUAACCCAUCUCGACUUGCUCGAAUAGUGUUGAGUUUUCGUUCACUUUGUGUGUGUGUAAAUAUAGCAUAUACCUUAUGAUA